This is a messenger RNA of Arabidopsis arenosa, 1514 nucleotides long. The record is from the annotation of a GenBank genome assembly. NCBI's taxonomy places the organism in Eukaryota, Viridiplantae, Streptophyta, Magnoliopsida, Brassicales, Brassicaceae.
CUCCAAACACAUUCCAAAACAUCUCAUUCCUCAAGCAACAAACAAACCAAAAAAAAAAAAAGCUUACUCAAUUUCACUACCUAUUCUUUCCAUUCGAUCAAAAUCAUCCCCGAAAAUCUACCUAAAAUAUUUGAUUUUCACUACGUAUAAUCUUGAUUCGAUCAAACUCACCCCUAGAAAUGGAGAACAUGUUUAGGCUCAUGGGAAGUGAAGAUUUCUCGGACAGAAGACGGUGCAUUUGGGUUAACGGUCCGGUAAUCGUCGGAGCCGGGCCAUCGGGGCUAGCCACGGCGGCUUGCCUCCGCGAGGAAGGUGUUCCCUUUGUUGUAUUGGAGAGAACAGAUUGCAUAGCUUCACUAUGGCAGAAACGAACUUAUGAUAGAAUCAAACUUCAUUUACCAAAGAAAGUUUGUCAAUUACCCAAAAUGCCCUUCCCGGAAGACUACCCGGAAUAUCCAACAAAACGACAGUUCAUCGAGUACCUUGAGUCCUACGCAAACAAAUUCGACAUUACUCCUCAGUUCAACGAGUGUGUCCAGUCAGCUCGAUACGACGAAACCAGUGGUCUUUGGCGCAUCAAGACAACAUCGUCGCCGUCCUCGGUGUCGGAGAUGGAAUAUAUCUGCCGGUGGCUAGUGGUGGCGACUGGAGAAAACGCGGAAAAGGUUAUUCCAGAGAUCGAUGGGCUCACAACGGAGUUCGAAGGCGAGGUGAUCCACUCGUGUGAGUAUAAAUCCGGCGAGAAAUACCGAGGAAAGAGUGUUCUUGUCGUCGGAUGUGGAAACUCUGGCAUGGAAGUUUCUCUUGAUCUUGCAAAUCACAAUGCUAAUGCCUCCAUGGUUGUUCGUAGCUCAGUUCAUGUGUUACCAAGAGAGAUUCUUGGCAAAUCGAGUUUCGAAAUCUCGGUGAUGUUGAUGAAAUGGUUUCCUCUAUGGCUAGUAGACAAGAUUCUACUGAUUCUCGCAUGGCUGAUUUUGGGAAAUUUGACAAAGUAUGGUCUAAAGAGGCCCAAGAUGGGCCCAAUGGAGCUCAAGAUUGUUUCAGGGAAGACUCCAGUUCUUGAUAUUGGAGCUAUGGAGAAAAUCAAAUCCGGCGAAGUAGAAAUCGUCCCCGGAAUCAGACGGUUCUCUCGUAGCCAAGUGGAGCUAGUAGACGGUCAGAGAUUAGAUCUCGACGCGGUGGUUCUCGCCACGGGUUACCGUAGCAACGUCCCUUCAUGGCUCCAAGAAAAUGAUCUGUUUUCGAAAAACGGGUUCCCGAAAUCGCCGUUUCCAAACGCGUGGAAAGGGAAAUCGGGACUUUACGCGGCUGGAUUCACAAGGAAAGGAUUGGCUGGAGCAUCAGCAGAUGCCGUUAACAUCGCUAAAGACAUUGGAAACGUGUGGAGAGAAGAGACAAAACGACAGAAAAUGAGAACACGAGUGGGUCACCGCAGAUGCAUUUCAGUUGCUUAGGGCUCAAGUUAGGGCUUAUAGAAUCAUUUAUUUUAUUUUUAACAAAGAGUGUUUAUUUAU